CACUCCACACUCCGGUCAGGAUUGCGAUAUUUCCGACGGCACUUUAAGGCAGCAUUAGUUGCAAGUUUAGCGGCAACGCGUCGCUCCGAACAAACAAACAAACAAAAGAGAGUAAACAAAAAAAUGAAACGUCCCGGAAAUGUAAUAACAGCGACUAUAAUAACAUGUGGUCUUCUACUUUGUUUGUGUUCAGUCAGAGGUGAUUACUGUGAGGUGAACGUCUGUCUUAAUGGAGGAACAUGUGUGACGGGGAUAGGAGAGGAUCCGUUCAUCUGCAUCUGCGCAGAUGGCUUUGGUGGAGACACCUGCAACCUGACAGAGAUAGGACCCUGCAGUCCCAACCCCUGCAAGAACGAUGGGACAUGUGAGAUCAUCGCUCCGACCAGACGAGGAGACGUUUUCAACGAGUACAUCUGCAAGUGCCAGCCGGGCUUUGAGGGGGUGCACUGCCAGAUCAAUGUGAAUGACUGUGCCAACCAGCCCUGUAAGAAUGGAGGGAUGUGCCGAGAUCUGGAUGGAGACUACACCUGCCAGUGCCCCUCACCGUAUGUUGGAAAGCAGUGCCAGCUACGUUGCAUAUCUCUGCUGGGGAUGGAGGGAGGAGCGAUCGUGGAGUCCCAGAUUUCAGCUUCAUCUGUGCACUACGGCAUCCUGGGUCUUCAGCGCUGGGGCCCGGAGUUGGCUCGACUCAACAACCAAGGUAUCGUCAACGCCUGGACGUCAGCAGCUCAUGACAGGAAUCCCUGGAUCGAGAUUAACAUGCAGAAAAAGAUGCGUCUGACGGGCAUCAUCACUCAAGGCGCCAGUCGCAUGGGCACAUCUGAGUACAUCAAGGCCUUCAAGGUGGCGAGCAGCCUCGAUGGACACGCUUAUGUCACUUACAGAGCAGAUGGACAACGGAGAGAUAUGGUUUUCGUUGGCAACACUGAUAACGACGGCACAAAAACCAACCUUUUUGACCCUCCCAUCGUGGCCCAGUACAUCCGCAUCAUCCCUGUGGUUUGUCGCAGGGCCUGCACGCUGCGCAUGGAGCUGGUGGGCUGUGAACUUAAUGUUUAUUCAAACACGGCAGGUUGCUCAGAGCCUCUGGGGAUGAAGUCUCGCCUCAUCUCAGAUGGGCAGCUCUCAGCCUCCAGCUCUUUCCGCACGUGGGGCAUCGAUACCUUCACGUGGCACCCUCAGUUCGCGCGACUGGACAAGCAGGGAAAGACAAACGCCUGGUCUCCUGCACACAACAACCGCUCAGAGUGGAUCCAGGUUGAUCUGGAGAAGACCAAGCGCCUCACAGGCAUCAUCACUCAGGGAGCCAAGGACUUCGGGGUGGUGCAGUUUGUAUCGCUGUUUAAAGUUGCCUACAGUAAUGAUGGAGAGUCCUGGAGUACGGUGAAGGAGGAGAAUACCAACAAUGAUAAGCUUUUUCAAGGAAACAUCGACAACAACACCCACAAGAAGAAUCUAUUCGAGCCUCCCUUCUAUGCCAGAUACGUUCGAGUCGUCCCCUGGGAGUGGCAUGAGCGCAUCACUCUACGCAUGGAGCUGCUGGGCUGCGAUGACUAGAAAUUUAUCAUUCAUCUAACAGUGCUCCAUCCUCCUCCGGUCGCUCCAACACCUGAAACCGCAGCCAAGGAACUGAUUUCCAACAGAAUAAUCUGCUCUGUACUAUAGGGGUCGACCGAUAUUGGUUUUUCAGGGCUGAUAGGAUUCCGAUUAUUAGUACUUAAUGAGACAAAUAACAUG
This is a messenger RNA of Plectropomus leopardus (leopard coralgrouper), 1737 nucleotides long. Its product is annotated as lactadherin-like. Gene Ontology annotation, molecular function: calcium ion binding; signaling receptor activity. NCBI's taxonomy places the organism in Eukaryota, Metazoa, Chordata, Actinopteri, Perciformes, Serranidae. Gene Ontology annotation, cellular component: plasma membrane. The record is from RefSeq and is a predicted model, not a curated record.